GAAGAGGACAUAUAAGGAAAAAGUGGUAAAUAUGUUGUCUACUCAACAGCCAACGUAAUUACACUCAGCUUUCAGCUUUCUUGAACGGAACAACCGAACGCGGCCAAUCACACAUACUGGGUGUGUUUUUCUUUUUCUUUUUCUUUUUCUCUGCACUUUCCCUGGAAAAAUAACAACUUAGAUUGGAGAUUUUCUCGAGAAAAUUUUACAUGUCAGACGCUUUGAUCAAUGGGCUCGCCGGAGCUGGCGGCGGGAUCAUCGCUCAGCUCAUCACGUAUCCUCUCCAAACUGUAAAUACUCGGCAACAAACGGACCGUGAUCCGAAGAAAGAGAAGAGGAAGCUUAGUACUGUAGAGCAAAUAUGUCAGGUUGUAAAACACGAAGGAUGGGAACGAUUGUAUGGGGGAUUAGUGCCAUCUCUUGUAGGAACAGCUGCAUCUCAGGGUGUUUACUAUUAUUUCUAUCAAAUAUUCAGGGACAAAGCUGAAGCUAUUGCGCUCAAACAUAAGAGAAAAGGAUUUGGUGAUGGGUCUGUUGGGAUGUUCUCAUCACUUGUGGUGGCUGCUUUGUCUGGCUGUGUAAAUGUGCUGUUGACAAACCCCAUUUGGGUAGUUGUUACACGAAUGCAGACUCAUACAAAAGUGUCAAAGAAAUCCCAGCCAAGUAAUUCAUUGUCGGUUGCUACAGAUGAAACUUUUCUAGAUGCAACUGAGCCUCCUCCUUUUGGAACUAACCGUGCGAUUCUAGAGGUCUAUGAUGAAGCUGGAGUUUGGGGCUUUUGGAAAGGCGUAUUCCCAACAUUGAUCAUGGUGAGCAACCCUUCCAUACAAUUCAUGCUAUAUGAAACCAUGAUGAAGAAGCUCAAGAAACAACGUGCCUUGAGUAAGAAGGGCAACAAUGGGGUCACUGCUUUGGAGAUAUUUCUUCUUGGAGCAUUGGCAAAGCUUGGAGCUACUGUUGUAACAUAUCCUCUUCUUGUUGUAAAGUCGAGGCUUCAAGCAAAACAGAUUAAAACUGGAGACAGAAGGCACCAUUAUGAAGGUACUUUGGAUGCUAUCCUCAAGAUGAUUCACUGUGAAGGGUUCUAUGGCUUUUACAAAGGUAUGAGCACGAAAAUCGUACAAAGUGUUCUUGCAGCUGCUGUUUUGUUCAUGGUUAAGGAAGAACUUGUCAGGGGUGCUCGAUUAUUGCUUACUAAGGGAGGCGCGAAUACAGUGAGAUCAAAGCCUCCUUGAUCACAACUUAAUAUCUGCUUCUCUACUUCCAGCCUUAUUGUUUCUUUGAAGUUACUUAGUCAAAGUUUAAUUAAAAAUUGAUGCCAGCAUUUUAACGCAUGUUCCUUGAAAUAAGAGGGAUGUCUUAGGAUUUGCAUAUGGAUUAAUGUUUUCUGUAUACCCACUUAAUCCAUUUGAAGGCCCUUUACUUCAUGGAUGUUUCAUGUAAACUGUAAGCACAAUGUCUGUUAACUGUUAUCAAGCAGCAAAAAGAUUAUGGUUUCAAUGACAACUUAUCCAUUUGUAGAACACUGUAAUAUUUCAACGUUAAAUUUUCUUCUUGUACCCUUCAA
Hevea brasiliensis (rubber tree) is the source of this 1567-nucleotide messenger RNA. Its product is annotated as peroxisomal nicotinamide adenine dinucleotide carrier. Gene Ontology annotation, biological process: transmembrane transport; nucleotide transport. Bases 210 to 1235 code for a protein of 341 amino acids. The transcript has 11 exons. NCBI's taxonomy places the organism in Eukaryota, Viridiplantae, Streptophyta, Magnoliopsida, Malpighiales, Euphorbiaceae. The record is from RefSeq and is a predicted model, not a curated record.